Messenger RNA from Cyprinus carpio (common carp), 2622 nucleotides. RefSeq names its product homologous-pairing protein 2 homolog. Gene Ontology annotation, biological process: homologous chromosome pairing at meiosis; meiotic strand invasion involved in reciprocal meiotic recombination; meiotic joint molecule formation. Gene Ontology annotation, molecular function: double-stranded DNA binding; recombinase activator activity. The record is from RefSeq and is a predicted model, not a curated record. Lineage: Eukaryota; Metazoa; Chordata; Actinopteri; Cypriniformes; Cyprinidae. Gene Ontology annotation, cellular component: condensed nuclear chromosome; DNA recombinase auxiliary factor complex.
AGAUGACGUCUUCAAGAUGACGUACGUGUCGUCGUCACCGGUACUCCCACAAUUCAACUCGGCGCGCGAAAGCUGACUGAGGUAAACAACAGAAAAGUGCAGCUCGCUGACAGAUCUAGACCGAGUAACUGUAAACAAUGAGCAAAAAAGACAGUGCUGGUGUCGCACAGAUCCUCGCCUACCUGAAUGAGAAAAACAGACCCUAUAGUGCUCAGGAUGUCUUUACAAACCUACAGAAGCAGUGUGGUCUGGGUAAAACGGCUGUGGUCAAAGCAAUGGAGCAGCUGGCCCAGCAGGGAAAGAUUCAAGAGAAAGUCUAUGGAAAGCAGAAGAUCUACUUUGCAGAUCAGUCUCAGUUUGCGGAUGUGAGUGAUGCUGAACUUAAGGAGAUGGAUGCUCGUGUUGCAGAACUCAGUGCUGAAGUACAGACCAUCUCACAGAGCUGCAGGCAGCUGGAUACAGAACUGAAGGAGCUGAACAGCUCAUUAACCACAGCAGAGAUGGAGGCCCAGAUCCAGGAGCUGAAGGCAGAGUGCUCUGGGUACAGAGAGAGGCUGGAUAAAAUCAAGUCCGCUACAAACCAUGUGACCCCUGAGGAGAAGCAGAAGGUUUACAAGGAGAGAGAGACUUAUGUCAAGGAGUGGAGGAAGAGGAAGAGAAUGGUUACUGAUAUGGUUGGAGCUAUUUUGGAGGGGUACCCGAAGAGCAAGAAACAGUUUCUGGAGGAGGCUGGGAUUGAAACAGAUGAGGACCAUAAAGUGACAAUGCCCAACAUCUGAUGGAGGACUAACUGAUUAAAUUCAGAUGUCGCCAACAUCGUUGCUGGGACACCAGACCUUUGGAAAGGUUGGAAAGUAAUGAAGAGGAUUCUGGGACACCCUGAGAGAACUGUUUUGUUAAAAACCAAUCCUAUUUAUAAAAGUUCUGUUGAGUAAGAAAGAACAAACAAGCUGUAAAAAAGUUUGAACAUUGUUUAUUUUUCAAUUAAAAAAAUUAUACUGAUACAAAAAUAUUUCCCCCAGAUUCUUCCGUUGAAGUCAGAAAUGCAGAAGCACAGAGUCUAGUAUAGUAGUUCAGCAGACAUAGCCUCGUUUCUGUGAGCUGCCAUUCGCUCCACUUUAUGGCUUAAUUUGUUAAGACGUCCCUUAUUCCAGCACAGGUCAAACAGUUGAUUGUACAAUCAUCUGCCAUUUAAAAACAAGACCUCAAUACCUACAAAUCUGUCCUGAGUAGACUUCUAAUUUUCAUUACGCCUUAAUUAACAUUCAUUGAAAAUAUAAAUAGAAUUGGGCGGUCACACCGUGUGAAGCUGCCACCACGCACGGAUGCAACUGUGUCUUCAUUGAUAGCUUAUGCAGCACAUAACAUACUGAUCACAAGAGCUUAAACCGUUAUCAUACACGUAGAAUAAAACAUUGCGCUACACAAAGCUGAACAAAAACUGACAUAACAUGACAAAAAAGAGGUUUAUCUUCCAUUAUUUGUGCGCAGACACUGCAAUCUUUGGUUACAGCAUCACUGACAAAGAGGAACUAAGAUGGCUCAGCAUUGCCUAACUUUAAUUAUAUUAAAACAUGCCAGACAGCUGAUGCAUCACAGUGUAACCAGUCCUCUCUGCUCCCCUUUCGAGCACUAGGCUGUUCGCAAAUGUGAAAAUGUAGUUGUGCUUUGGAAAAUGAUUUGAACAUGAGGUAAAGAUGAAAACUGAAUGCAACACACCAAGCUUAAUCAUUCAAAGGCAGCUGUCUGGUUUAUAAUGCAGUAAAUCGAGACAUGUCUUUCACCUCAGUAUAUGGGGUGUGAAGCUGUCUUACAGCUGAGUAUUCUCUAUCAUAUUUUUGGUUGUCAGGAUGCUAUUUUAUCUUAGCAUCACAACUGCAGACUUUUGAAAAUUUGAAUACUGAUGUAACUCUUCUGGGUUUAGACUAGACUAAGAAAUGAUUGAACUUCAGGACUGAGGUGUUUCUCGAUAACAUCAACUAAACAGAACUCACUAGGGGUGCUCCGAUCAGCAUUUUUCAGGCCGAUUACAGAAAGCAGUAUCUGCCGAUCCGAUCACCGAUACCAAUCUUUUUAAAGCCUUCUUUUUAUCAUGUAGAAUUAUUGAUUUUGAUGAUCCAAUCAAGAGUUUUAGACAUUUAUUCAGGGCCUGAAUUUCCUUUUUGAAAUGAAUCCCUCUCAUGUUACUCUUGUAGGAGGAUUUUUAUUUAUUUUUUUCAUUUGAGGGGUGGAGGGGGGCAUUUUUCAAAAAUAUGUAUGUACCUCACCUAAAUGUUUGAUCAUGCACUGUAUUUUGUUUUUACAAUUGUGUAAUUGUUGCACAAUAGCUUACACAGCGCAAGCCUGAUUUUGUGAGCUGUAUGUGAGUUUCACACAUACUCUGUUUGCAGUGCGUAUGUAGACCAUGUGUGGUACAGAAGAAGCACGGACUGUGCUUUCACACAGGACUCUGCUCCUGGUCCAUGGCUGCUUACCACAAACACAUUUAUCCAUUAUUUUGAUUUUAAAUCCAAACAUUGUUACUUAAAAUGCUUUUUCAACAUUGUGAUUUUUUUUUUUACACAUUAAAGUAAUACAAUCUUUCAUCAAUUAUUCAAUGCUUUUUACUUUUGCAUUUACUUC